AUGAAGACUAUUCAGAGGUUCCCUCAUUAUAAAGUAUUGCGUGGAGCCCGAAGGACUCUGCCUCUACGAAUUGGUGUUAAGGAAUGUGGUGGUUUGCUCGACCAUUUAGCCGAAGAACUUGUGACAAGCCUUCCGCAACUGAAAGAGCUUUUCAAUGAUGGCAACCCAGGGUUGAAUCAUGCAUUGGUGAACGACUAUGAAAGAGGCUGUGGAGGUAUCAUGCCGCAUACAGAUGGUCCGGCAUACUAUCCUGUCGUUAUGAUCAUCUCUCUCGGUAGCGCAACCGUUGUGCAGUUUGGCAAGUCGGCUGAUGACCAGAAGGCGCAGGUUCUACUCCCAGCGAGGUCGCUUUUGAUUUUUAAUGACGAGGCGUACCAUGAAUAUCUUCAUUCGAUACCUUUCAAUGAUACCUCAAUAGAUGCCCAAUGGGCAGAUGGACGAGACUUGGGCGACUCGAUCGUGACAGACGGAGUCCUACAUAGAGGCGGUCGCCUCUCUAUCACUCUCCGACGUGCUUUGGUGCCAUUUGAGCAGUUGGCUCGUACCGAAUAG
Messenger RNA from Perkinsus marinus ATCC 50983, 552 nucleotides. RefSeq lists its product as hypothetical. Bases 1 to 552 code for a protein of 183 amino acids. The transcript has a single exon. The record is from RefSeq and is a predicted model, not a curated record. NCBI's taxonomy places the organism in Eukaryota, Perkinsozoa, Perkinsida, Perkinsidae.